AUGGCUAAUAAAGCUAUGGCCUUAUCUCUCCUGAUCCUCUCUCUCUCCUCGCUCCUGGGCUCAAUGGCCCAGUUGGAAACCCAUCAGGAGCAGCUCUUCCAGAGCCUCCGCAACCAGCAGCAGCACCGGCUCCGGGCCAAGACCCCAUGCCACAUCCAACAGCUCCAGGCCCGCGAGCCAACCCAUAAGCAUGAAUACGAGGUUGGCUCAACCGAGUCUGGGAUGCCAAUGGCAAAGAGUUUGCGUGCGCCGGAAUUCAGUUUGUCCGCCACACAAUCCAGCCAAAGGGCCUCCUUCUGCCUUACUACACUAAUGUCGCUCAGCUUGUUUAUAUCAUCAAAGUUCCAAACUCUUGUUGAUUUGAUUCACUUUAUGGGGCUGUUAUUAGGGAGUGGAAUUCAGGGGACCGUAAUUCCCGGGUGCACAGAGACUUACAAGUCAGGUUCGAGCAGCUACUCUGCUUCAGAAUCGGAAAGAGAGCAAGGACAAGGAGAGGGAAGGCAAGGAAGGAGGGUGAAGGACCGCCACCAGAAGCUGAGGCGAUUCCGGCAAGGGGACAUCCUCGCAUUGCAGCCCGGAAUCACUAAUUGGGCUUACAAUGAUGGCGACACACCCAUCAUCAGCGUAUCUAUUCUCGACGUCGCCAGUGAAGCCAACCAGCUCGACUUGGAAUUCAGGAAAUUUUUCCUGGCCGGGAACCCGCAGGCGACCCGUUGCCAAGGGCGGCAUCAAGAAGAGGAGCCCUACAGCGGCCAACAAAGCAAGCGGGGCGAACAGGAAGGAGAGGACGAGCAACAACAGAGCAACAUAUUUGCCGGGUUCGAGCAGGAGUUCCUGGCGGAGGCGCUCAACGUUGAUCCAGACAUCAUAAGGUGGCUGCAGGGGAAGGAAAACAACAUGGGGGCCAUAAUCCGAACCGAGAGUCUUGGGUUGGUCCUUCCGGAGUGGGGCAGCCACGAGAAGGAGCGUGAGGGUGGGUACGCGAAUGGGCUGAAAAUCAGAGAGAACAUUGACAACCCAAGCAAGGCCGACGUGUACAACCCGCGUGCGGGUCGGGUAACCAGGCUCAACGGGCAUAAGCUUCCAAUCCUGAACUACCUCCGGCUCAGCGCUGACCGAGGAGUCCUCUACAAGGUAGGGUAUUUAUACUUGUUUGCUUGCAAGUUUGAAAUUGUGCGUAAAUUCAGGAUCCAGGUGGUGGGCAAUAAUGGGAACAUGGUGUACGAUGAGGAGAUCCAAGAGGGGCAGCUACUGGUGGUCCCACAGAACUUUGCGACUGUGAAGAAGGCAGGGGAGAAUGGGUUCGAGUGGAUCGCCUUCCGGACCAAUCACAAAGCCAUGAUUGGGCAGCUCGCAGGCCGGCUGUCGGCCAUCCAAGCCAUGCCGGAGGAGGUACUCAUGAACGCGUACAGCAGCAUAUCCAGGGAGGACGCCAGGAGCCUCAACAACAGCCGGGAGGAAGCCACCCUGCUCAGCCCCAGCGAAUCAAGGUCAGCCUAG
Molecule: messenger RNA, 1500 nt
Organism: Striga asiatica
Lineage: Eukaryota; Viridiplantae; Streptophyta; Magnoliopsida; Lamiales; Orobanchaceae
Source: the annotation of a GenBank genome assembly